Messenger RNA from Nylanderia fulva, 823 nucleotides. Lineage: Eukaryota; Metazoa; Arthropoda; Insecta; Hymenoptera; Formicidae. The record is from RefSeq and is a predicted model, not a curated record.
UUUUCGUUUGAAAAGAACGCUUUUUAUGAGUAUAGUAGAGAAAUUUAAUCAUUGGCCAUAUUUUAGAAAUUUAGGAGGAAAUGGAGGAUUCAAGGUAGUUUCAGCUGAAAAACAUAUUCUCACUUUUUUAUGGUUUGCUGGCCAUCAAAGUGCUAGUUUCAGAGAUGUUGCUGACAGAUUCGAUUUCUCUCUUAUUGUUAGUACUCUUGAAUCUGUCUUACGGAGGGUUACACAGUUUUUGUAUGAUAUGAGGAAUGAAGUUAUUCGGUAUCCUACUGAAGUAGAGAGACAAAGAACGCAAAGAUACUAUCUUGAAAGUAAAGGUUUUCCAGGAGUAAUUGGAUGUAUUGACGGCUCACAUAUCCGUAUUGACAAACCUUCUGAAGACCCAGUGGCUUAUAUCAAUAAAAAGCAUUAUUUUUCUGUACACAUGCAAGGGACCGUUAAUGAACAGAAAAAGUUUUUAGAUGUAUUAAUUGGCUAUCCUGGUUCAGUGCACGAUGCAAGAGUAUUUGCAAAUUCCAGUUUGGCUGAAGAUUUGCCAAUAUUUUGUGGAAAUGGAAGCAUACUUCUUGGAGAUGCUGCAUAUCCAUGCCUUCUCCAAUUAAUUACUCCAUAUCGGGAUAAUGGACAUUUGACACAGGCCCAAAGAAAUUUUAAUCGUAUACACAGUCAAUGCAGAAUUUCAGUUGAGCAUGGAUUUGGAAUACUGAAACAACGUUUCAGACAGUUAUAUUUCCUCAAGUUGAGGAAUAUGCAAUUUAUCGUCAAAUUCAUCUUCGCUUGCUGCGUUCUUCACAAUUUGGCUGACUUGGAUGAUUUG